CCGCCCCCUACAUCUCCAUGGCAACAGGCUCUGCACAUGCGCCUCGGGCACCGGCGCCGGGGCUGGCGGCGCGCUCCGAAGCCGGACGCAGGCCGGGCGGAAGCAGGCCAAGCCCGCUGGGCCUCGGGAGCGCCGGGCAGGCCUUUAGAGGGAUUUGUCUCUCUCGAGCCCGCGGGGCCGGCGGGGACUCCUCUGACUGUGAAGCCAUGGCCAGACCUCCUGCGCACGGUUCGGUGAUUGUCCCAGACUGGCACGAGACUGCGGAGGGCAAGGAGUACUUGGCCUGCAUUCUACGCAAGAACCGUCGGCGGGUGUUUGGGCUGCUCGAGCGUCCUGUGCUGCCCCCACCUGUGGCCAUUGACACUGCCAGCUACAAGAUUUUUGUGUCCGGAAAGAGUGGUGUGGGCAAGACAGCACUGGUGGCCAAGUUGGCCGGCCUGGAGGUGCCUGUGGUUCACCAUGAGACCACCGGCAUCCAGACCACGGUGGUAUUUUGGCCGGCCAAGCUGCAGGCCAGUGAACGUGUUGUCAUGUUCCGCUUUGAGUUCUGGGACUGUGGGGAGUCUGCGCUCAAAAAGUUCGAUCACAUGUUGCCGGCUUGCAGAAACACGGAUGCCUUCCUCUUCCUCUUCUCCUUCACGGACCGUGCCUCUUUUGAAGACCUGCCUGGACAGCUGGCCCGCAUAGCAGGUGAGGCACCUGGUGUUGUCAGGAUGGUCAUUGGCUCCAAAUUUGACCAGUACAUGCACACAGACGUGCCUGAGAGAGACCUCAAAGCCUUCCGGCAGGCCUGGGAUCUGCCCCUACUGCGGGUGAAGAGUGUGCCAGGGCGGCGGCUGGCUGAUGGGCGCACACUGGAUGGGAGGGCUGGGCUGGCCGACGUUGCCCAUGUACUCAAUGGCCUUGCUGAGCAGCUAUGGCACCAGGACCAGGUGACAGCCGGCCUGCUUCCCAACCCCUCAGAGAAUGCCCCUGCCUAAGGGGUGAUGGUAUCAUGAACAGGCACCUGUGAUCCCCACCCUUAGUCCUCAGGUGACCCAGGACAGAGGGCAGGACCUAGGGUCUAAGGUUGAGGCAGGAAUGCUGACCCCACCCUGAGGGCCUGCGAGGAGGUCCCCACCCCACAGGACUUUUCCUUGCAGAAAACAUGGCAGAGGGGGCGGGGCACAAGACUCCAGAGCAAGGCCCCAGGGCUCUAGCACCUCUGACCUCCCACUGCCCUUCCUCUUCUGUGGUGCCCAGGAUCAUGGGAGUUGGGGGGAUCAGUAGGUCCCUGGACUUCACUUGACUUCAACCAGAAGCCUCACUGGAUGAGGCAACAUUAGCUGCUGUAACAGAUAAAGCUGUGAAAUCUCAA
Molecule: messenger RNA, 1357 nt
Organism: Castor canadensis (American beaver)
Lineage: Eukaryota; Metazoa; Chordata; Mammalia; Rodentia; Castoridae
Gene: Cplane2
Product: ciliogenesis and planar polarity effector complex subunit 2
Molecular function (GO): GTP binding; GTPase activity
Source: RefSeq, a predicted model, not a curated record